Messenger RNA from Lontra canadensis (Northern American river otter), 549 nucleotides. RefSeq names its product olfactory receptor 7A10-like. Lineage: Eukaryota; Metazoa; Chordata; Mammalia; Carnivora; Mustelidae. Bases 1 to 549 code for a protein of 182 amino acids. Gene Ontology annotation, cellular component: membrane. The record is from RefSeq and is a predicted model, not a curated record. Gene Ontology annotation, biological process: G protein-coupled receptor signaling pathway. The transcript is spliced from 2 exons. Gene Ontology annotation, molecular function: olfactory receptor activity; G protein-coupled receptor activity.
AUGUACCUGAUCACUGUGUUUGGAAACCUUAUCAUCAUCCUGGCCGUCAGCUCAGACUCCCACCUCCACACCCCCAUGUACUUCUUCCUCACCAACCUGUCCUUUGUAGACAUCUGUUUCAUCUCCACCACCAUCCCCAAGAUGCUUCAGAACAUCCAGACUCAUAGCAAAGUCAUAACCUACGGAGGUUGCAUCACUCAGAUAUACUUUUUCCUGUUCUUGGCUGGAUUGGACAAUUUUCUCCUGGCUGUGAUGGCCUAUGACCGCUUUGUGGCCAUCUGUCACCCCCUGCACUACAUGGUCAUCAUGAAACCCACCUACUGUGUACUGCUGGUUCUGAUGUCCUGGAUGAUGAUUGUCUGCUUAUUUUAUUGUACAAUCCUAGGAGUGUACCUUAGCUCUGCUUCUCUCCAAAGCUCCCACUCAAGCACAGUAGCCUCAGUGAUGUAUACUGUGGUCACACCUAUGCUAAACCCCUUCAUCUACAGCCUGAGGAACAAAGACAUAAAGAUGGCUCUGAAAAGAAUCAUUGGGGUUCCAGUGAUGUAA